AGGCAACAUGACGUAAACCAAUCGCAGAGAGCAGGCGGGGUCAGCUGAUUAGCCACGUAGCUACCUAACGUUAGCGGGCUAGGUAACUAACGUCAGCGAGAACCUGCAAUGGAUUUGCCACAUCACGGAUACCGAGCAAGUAAACAGAGGGGUCGUGGAACUCCGACGGGCGGGGAGUCCAUGUUGUUCGACGACACCAGCGCCUCAGGCAUGAACACUCAGGGCUAUUACACUCCAGACUACAGCAUGGCAGGCCCCCAAAACGACACGCAAGCGGGAGUCAGCAACUUGUUUGCUGAUCCCAUGGCCAAUGCCGCUGUCAUGUACGGGUCGUCCUUGGCCAACCAAGGCAAGGACAUGGUUAACAAAGAGAUCAGCAGAUUCAUGUCUGUGAACAAAUUGAAAUACUUCUUUGCCGUGGACACCAAAUAUGUGGUGAAGAAACUCAUGAUCCUCAUGUUUCCAUAUACGCAUCAGGAUUGGGAAGUUCGCUACCAUCGAGACACUCCGUUAACGCCAAGACAAGACGUCAACGCACCUGAUCUUUACAUACCAACAAUGGCUUUCAUUACCUACAUUUUACUGGCUGGAAUGGCUCUUGGCAUUCAGAAAAGGUUCAGUCCAGAGGUGCUGGGACUCUGCGCCAGCACCGCCUUGGUGUGGGUGAUCAUCGAGGUGUUGGUGAUGCUGCUCAGUUUGUACUUGCUGACGGUACACAGCGACCUGUCUACUUUUGACCUCAUCGCCUACAGUGGAUACAAAUAUGUCGGGAUGAUCUUCACCGUGCUAUGCGGCUUGCUGUUCGGCAGUGACGGCUACUUUGUGGCACUUGCGUGGUCCUCUUGUGCCCUUAUGUUCUUCAUUGUGCGUUCCCUGAAAAUGAAGAUCCUGACGUCACUGACGUCAGACUCCAUGUCCACUAGCUCCAGCGCCAAACCCCAAAUGCGCAUGUACAUCACCAUGGCGACCGCGCUCUUUCAGCCAAUCAUCAUUUACUGGUUAACCUCUCACCUGGUCAGGUGACUGUGACGCGUUCACGUGAGCCGGCGCCUUCCAAGUGCUUUGGCGCGCGUGGCCAUGCGCUCGCCUUCUUCUCCACACGCGCAGUUUUGUCCCUCCACGCGUGCGCAAUGUUGAGCUAUCAAAAAGGUUGUAAAAAGGAAAUUGUGUACUUGAGUUAACCAAAUUGUAUGAAACGUAUACAAAAAAAUUGAUUGUGCAGUGAUUUUGACAAAAGUUCAUUUUCUGCCAUCUUACCUUUAAAAAAAAAACAAACAAACAAGGGCUGUCAAAUCCAGAGCUUGGUUUCAUCAUUGGAUUCAACUAAUUUCCUUUAUGAAAAGUAAAGGCCAUUUCCAUCAUUUAUUACCUAUCCUUAAUGUCCAGCUUCAGCACCAUGUACCAAGACUCUUUGUCCUCACUUGUAACCCAAUUCAGUGCCUUUGUAGAAUGGCUAUGGCGCAUCAGUGGAGUGACUGUCUCACAAGAUUUUUUUUUAAAACCCCCACUGGUGCCAAAUUUGGCCAACUCAUUCAUAAUCAAAUCUAACUAGUACGGUUAGCAGUGCUGUGCCAGAUGUGAACUUGUGCACUGUGUUGCCUCACAAAUGACAUAGUUUAACUAUUAGUACGCCAGAGUUGUCAUAGUAGUGUGGAGAAAUGUCACUUAGUAGUGUGUGGGGGUGGGGGUGACAUCACUGUGAAGACAGUCGUUCUACCAGUAUGCUGAAUUACCAGAGAGGAUAAAGGGCAUAAUAGUCGAUGGACCUUAAACCUGGAUUUUAAGGAUAUGCAAUAAAUAAACGGUUUUAAGGAAAGCCAUUUUUUGCAUUCAUUUAUACAUCCUUCAUGAGGAGGCUACUAGUGCAUGAAGCAUACGUACUCGUCGAGCCUAAUUGUGUUCCUGGAGAUGCACAAUAGUUAACUAGUAAAUUUCAAUUACAGACUAGUCAUCCAAAAGUGAUACCGUGUACUGGACCAUGCAUUAGUUUAUGUCAUAAAUGCUGAAUAUCCUUUCCAUAAACAACUUGGUUAUAACGUCACCAUCAUUUCAAAAUAUGGAUUUUUAUUUAUCUGAAAUAUAUCAAAGCAUGACACUGUUUGAAUUUUCGUAGGAAAAAAAUAAAUAUAUUCAGCUUUGUGUAUUCAA
This is a messenger RNA of Hippocampus zosterae (dwarf seahorse), 2148 nucleotides long. It is a transcript of the gene yif1a, whose product is annotated as Yip1 interacting factor homolog A (S. cerevisiae). The transcript has 9 exons. NCBI's taxonomy places the organism in Eukaryota, Metazoa, Chordata, Actinopteri, Syngnathiformes, Syngnathidae. Gene Ontology annotation, cellular component: Golgi membrane; COPII-coated ER to Golgi transport vesicle; endoplasmic reticulum-Golgi intermediate compartment. The record is from RefSeq and is a predicted model, not a curated record. Gene Ontology annotation, biological process: endoplasmic reticulum to Golgi vesicle-mediated transport. Bases 109 to 1023 code for a protein of 304 amino acids.